AUGGGUGACACUGAAGGCGCCAGGGAGACGCAACUUGAGUUUGUCGGAUUUUUAAAUGACUCUGCUGACUCCAUCCCAGUUGUCGGCCAUGUCAAAGGUGGAAUCCAUUACGUCUGCGGGGAUACGGAGGGAGGAGACAAGGCCAUGAAAAGCUCGUCGAGAACUGCCGGCGUCAUUGGAGGAGGUGUGGUAGGGUUCGUUGUCGGCGGUCCUCCCGGAGCCGCCGUUGGCGGAGCUGCCGGAGGCUUGCUCGUGGAUGGCCUAACCACGGGUAUCGACUCUGCCGUACACGAGGAGUUUCGCCCAGCAGGCACGGUGGCCGCUGUCGAUACCUUAGUUGAAGGCAAGUCAAAAUCUGUUUCUGGGAGACAUCUUUGA
This is a messenger RNA of Geodia barretti, 378 nucleotides long. NCBI's taxonomy places the organism in Eukaryota, Metazoa, Porifera, Demospongiae, Tetractinellida, Geodiidae. The record is from the annotation of a GenBank genome assembly.